UGAAAGAAUCGUGGCUAUCUCCUCGCCAUGAAUUUCAUAGCUGCCCCUGGAUGAACUACGCCUUUUGGAGGUUCUCUUGCGGGAAUUUUAUUCAUACUCGAGAUGCCUGAACACACGGCAGAGCAGGAUCCAUCCUCUCUACGGCCGCGAUACAAUCCGAUAAUUAACGUCACCAACUCGGAUCCAGUGCUAGUAGAAGAACACCUCCAGAAUAAGAAACACAUCUUCCUCAGCCGCCCUCUCUUCGGAGCUCUCUUAUUCGAGAACGUCGCCUCCGAUGCUCGAGAUCACUGCGCAAAUGAACGCACAUUCCUCUCCUGGCUCCGGCUAUCCAUGUACCUCGCCGUUGUCUCGAUAGCGAUCAUCAUCUCGUUCCACUUCCGCUCUCAGCCAACGGGUCUUGAACGCCGCCUGGCCCUUCCGCUGGGAAUUGUCUUCUGGGUUCUGAGCCUGGCUUGUCUUGUGAACGGGUUCGGGAACUAUAUCCGGACAGUGGUGAAAUAUAGUCGGAAGGCGGCCCUGGUGCAGAGUGGGUGGAGAACGCAGCUGACAUUUACUGUGGUUGGAGUGGUUAUUUUCGCCUGCUGUAUCUUGUUUAUUGUCACUGGAGCGGAGACUCGACGUUAGCUGCAGCCGGCAUCUUUUAUAGGUGCACGAUUCGAUGCUCGUCAUUCGUAGCUUUUAUGGCCUCCAAGGCGAUUAAGGGUUGCCCAUAAACGGCAAAGUAAGGACAUUGUCGAGUUCUGUAAACUCAAAAGAAUAUCAAUUGGCUCCUUAUCGAGGAAUCAUGUUAUAAAGUGGACUGGCUC
Messenger RNA from Aspergillus novofumigatus IBT 16806, 809 nucleotides. Its product is annotated as DUF202 domain-containing protein. The transcript is spliced from 2 exons. The coding region runs from base 103 to 627 and encodes 174 amino acids. Lineage: Eukaryota; Fungi; Ascomycota; Eurotiomycetes; Eurotiales; Aspergillaceae. The record is from RefSeq and is a predicted model, not a curated record.